Opisthorchis viverrini is the source of this 2210-nucleotide messenger RNA. RefSeq lists its product as hypothetical. Gene Ontology annotation, biological process: protein palmitoylation. Gene Ontology annotation, molecular function: protein binding; palmitoyltransferase activity. NCBI's taxonomy places the organism in Eukaryota, Metazoa, Platyhelminthes, Trematoda, Opisthorchiida, Opisthorchiidae. Gene Ontology annotation, cellular component: Golgi membrane. The record is from RefSeq and is a predicted model, not a curated record. Bases 82 to 1605 code for a protein of 507 amino acids. The transcript has 5 exons.
GUGGUUUCCAUCCGGACGACAGGGAUCAGAACUUCCGGCUACUUGCUUGCCCGACCGGAAGAGGUUGGUCGUACUAAACGAAUGUCACGGUCCUCUUCUCCACCCCGGUCCACCCACCAAUCACGUUUAGACACAGUACGUCUACUCCUGAAAUGCGAUACGGAUACGGAUGUUUGGGACAGCUCGGGUCUGGCUUCCAUUCACACUGUUAUUCUGACGGGCAACAUUCCUGCGAUCGCUUACGUGUUGGCAACAGGCGCGGAGGUGGAUUGUUACAAUGCCGGUGGCCUCACACCUCUCAUGGUCGCUUGCAUGCACUCUCGAUCGGCCGACGUGUUUCGUCUGCUUAUAUCAUGGGGCGCAGAUCUAACACUGAGAGACGCAAGUGGAAAUACUUCUGCACAUUACGCAGUGCGUUAUGGAAAUACUUCAGCAAUCGGCGCAUUGAACAAAGCACAUGUUGACUGGAAUGCGGUCAACGGGGACGGGAAAGCAACAUACGAUGUUACCGAUGACCCAGAUCUUGCGAGACGAGUGCGUGCCCAAGCUUUGGCCCAAACGCUUUCGAAAAACUAUUGUAACUUCUACCGUCUCUCUGAUUUACGACACUCACCGCAAUGGCGAUGUUGGAUAACUGCAGGCAUCCCUCCAGUGUUUCUCCUCUCGUACAUCUCCGUUUUCAGCUGGGAUUUAUCUGGCACGGUCGAAUUCUUCGCUCCACUUCAACACCCCCUUCCUUUUUGGCUAAUCUGCUUGAUCAAGUUGGCUAUCGUGCUCGUGAUUGGGUUUGGUUGUCGUAUCGUUUUAUCUCGUGCUCACUGGACGUUGCAUUUGAUAUUCGUCCUCAGUCUAACUGGAUUCUGUACCUUACACUAUUGGUCUGUCACCAAGGAUCCGGGAUAUAUUCACCUCCCACCAAAACCAGACCGACAAGCUGCAUUUGUUAGGUUGGUUGAUGAAACUGUGAAGAAACUGGCCAAUAAUUCAUCCAUAUCGCUGACUUCCACUCCUCUCAACCGUCUGUGCACUACCUGUUUGAUACCGAAGCCCCUGAGAUCGAAGCACUGUUCCAUUUGCAAUCGCUGCGUCGCGCGAUUCGACCACCAUUGUCCCUGGAUUUACAACUGCGUGGGUGCAGAUAAUCACCUACAUUUCAUCAUCUUCCUUUUGUUCAGCUUCGCAUCAUCAACACUCUUCGUUGUCCAUUGCUUCCUCUACUGGAUGGAUGAACGCGUGUUUCAAACAAGCGGUUGGACCCAAACUGUCCUGACAUUGGCCACCUACAGCCCGUGGCUGUCCUGUUGUUUUGUGAACGCCACAUGUUACAGUGUGUGGACAGCCUACCUCAUUUUCACCCAGCUUCAUCAGUUGAUCUGGUUGAAUUUGACAACUAAUGAGUGCGUGAAGAUGAAUCGGUUAGCGGAAUUUGCGCAAGGCGGGUCUUCUACACCCAAUAACCCAUAUGACCAAGGUGUUUGGUGUAACACACUGGACUUACUUCGUCUCCCUGGCUACAUGGGACCGAAACCUAUUGACUGGCACCGCACACUGUCGUUAGACCAUCUGACUCCUCAUGAAGUUGUGGAUCACCCUCACACUGACUAGCAUCCAUGUUAUUAUCGAUUUCUGUGUUCAGGCGUUCACCUGUCACUUUCUAUAGGGUAAAUGGGAUGCUUGCUUCUUUUUUAUGGGUAUUUUCCAAAUAUCUCAGGGCAUUUUGUUACUUUUCUUGGAUUAUUUUGGUGAUUUUUUUACGGGGUUUCAGUACAUAUAACUCUCUAAUCUGGCUGUUCUCCAUUGUGUGUGUACUGAGAUCUUUGGAGCUGACUGGCAUCCACGAGUACCGAGAUUAUCCCUUAAUGAAUGCAUCAUUGUACUGCUACAUUGUGGAGGUUUAUCUCAUCUAUAAAACAUUUCUGAUCAACCGGUCGCCGGCAGACAAUGGAGUUCGUGCACUGCCACUCCCUCAUCUGGAGAGGCUUCUCAACCGUCAUUUUGCUCAGCCUCAUUGGUUUCCCCAUCUAGAGCAGUUGUCGUCGGGUUCUGCACUCAUCCGGAGUCGUCUUUUUAUUUGACUUGUUUAGGAUUUUAACUUAAUAUAACUUCAGGCUUCGUUCUUUAACCAGUUUGUCAAAUGGUCGAUAUCCUGAGUCUUGAAAUCUGAUCGAGUGGACGGUGAAUAGCCUACUAAUGUAGUCUGCGAAUUUUCG